AUGUCUUUCCAAUCGCCUGUCUCUAAGUGUAGAAUCACGAUUCCUGGUCUCGGGACUGUGGAUGGCCUACAAUAUGCCAAUGGGGUUCAGCAGUUCUGUGGGAUCCCAUAUGCGCUUCUGUCAAAGCGUUGGACUCGCUCGGUAUUGAAGACAUCAUGGGAGGAAGGGCAUCAUGAUGGGACACGGCUAGGCAAUGACUGCCCGAGUCCAAUGAUCGAAGGCGACGACUCAGAUGACCUUGUCCCUGUUCCUCCAGCAGCUCAUUUCUCCCAUCCGCGUGAAGUAGACGAGCUUUCUGGACUGGUUAUGAACAUCGUGAUUCCUCAUGCGGUCAAGGACGCCACCAAGCUACCAGUUUUCGUCUAUGUGCACGGUGGCUCUCUUCUGUAUGGCGGUGCGAACCUUCCCAUUUUCGAUGCAGUCAACCUAGUCUCACAUAGCAUCUCAAUUGGUCACCCGAUCAUCUGCGUGAAUUUCAACUAUCGCGUCGGCAUUGGCGGGUUUCUGGCCGGCGAGGUGAUCGCCCGCAGCUUGGAGCAAGAUGGUCACCAGGGUAGCGGCAACUUCGGAUUCACCGAUCAAAAAGUGGCUUUCGAUUGGGUACAGAAAUAUAUCAGCUUCCUUGGAGGUGAUAUUCACAACGUCACCGCGGUGGGCGAGUCGGCUGGGGGUAUCUCGAUCAGCAACCAACUUCAAUCAGCUCGGCCACCUGCCUUCCAUCGUGCUGUUUGUAUGUCUGGUCUUUCUGCUGCGAUCCCGCCAUGGACUAUGAAUCAACAUGACUGUUUCUUCGAAACGGUCUGUAUCCAUUUCAAAAUUGAUCCCGCGGCGCAAGACGCUUUGGACAUGCUCCGAUCCGUCCCACAACAAGAGCUCGCGAACGCAACUGCCGAGAUCCAGGGUGUUCCAUCCGGCACGGGAAAUCCAUGUAUGGAUGGUUGGUUCUACCUCCCGGAAAUAGAUCCUCGCAAGGUGAACCCACCACCCGCAUGGCUCAAAGGAUUUAUGUUCGGCGAUACCUACCACGAGGGAAUCAUUUUCCAUUUGAACCUGCUCCUUCUCGAAGAAAACUACCAAUCCAUCCGAGAAGCCCUGCAAAGCAAAAUUAGAGAUGAAGCGCAGACGGAUCACAUUCUCAGAGCAUACGACAUUACAGCCGACCUCUCACAAGAUGAACUCUUCUCUCGAACAGAACACAUGUGCGGUGACGCCAUCUUCAAAAUCCCCAAUUAUCUGUUAGCCAAUAGAUGUGCUACUGAAAAUUUGCCAGGCGACGCAUUGUUCUUAUAUCACUUUGAUCAGCGAUCUCGUCUGCUGAAUGCGCUAGAAGGUACUGCGUAUCAUGCGCAUGAACUGUUGUAUCUGUACGGGAAUUUGGACAACGAGAUGAGUGAGAAAGAAAUAGCCAUGGCGAGGGAGUUUGCAGGUGCUUGGAUUCGAUUUGCAAACGGGUUAGCGCCAUGGGACGCUGAUGGGGAACGCAAGUGGAUGGUUUGGGGGCAAGAUAGUAAGAAGAAGGUCAUGAGUGAGGAUGAGGAUGAAAAGGUGCGGGAUUAUACUAGGAUGAAGAUGAUGCUGGGACUUGAAAAUGAGGGGGAGAAGGUGUGGGAGAGGUGGUUAGCUGGUGUAGAUGCUCUUGUUAAUAGGCGAUCGCAUCUUUUUGGCAAAUAA
This is a messenger RNA of Penicillium atrosanguineum, 1671 nucleotides long. RefSeq lists its product as uncharacterized. The transcript is spliced from 2 exons. Bases 1 to 1671 code for a protein of 556 amino acids. Lineage: Eukaryota; Fungi; Ascomycota; Eurotiomycetes; Eurotiales; Aspergillaceae. The record is from RefSeq and is a predicted model, not a curated record.